Fusarium verticillioides 7600 is the source of this 234-nucleotide messenger RNA. RefSeq lists its product as hypothetical. The transcript has a single exon. Bases 1 to 234 code for a protein of 77 amino acids. The record is from RefSeq and is a predicted model, not a curated record. Lineage: Eukaryota; Fungi; Ascomycota; Sordariomycetes; Hypocreales; Nectriaceae.
AUGUACCCCGAAAUGCAUCCUAUGCUGAUACGCAAUGAAAGGCUGGCUGGGCAGUGUCUUGUUGAUGUUGACGAGCGUCAGGGGUAUGAUAAUACGGCAAGUUUGGUGGAACAAACACCGGAAGGCUUUGUUCGGUAUGGCGGACCUGUGUCCCGGAAUUGGCAGCUGUAUAGAGAAGAUGAGGAAGGCCCAGAAGGCUGGAACCCUGGUGCACCAAACGGACCAGUGGGCUAA